Messenger RNA from Gilbertella persicaria, 216 nucleotides. RefSeq lists its product as uncharacterized. The record is from RefSeq and is a predicted model, not a curated record. Lineage: Eukaryota; Fungi; Mucoromycota; Mucoromycetes; Mucorales; Choanephoraceae. The transcript is spliced from 2 exons. The annotation marks the transcript as partial.
ACAAUAAAUUUAGUUGUUUUGUUACUAAAGUUGUUCGAAAAGCGUACAAAUAAUUUGCUUAAACAAAAGCUGCACGACUCACCUUUGGUCAAUAUUGACCCAAACGUUGUCAUCUGUGCACCUGGCGCUGACUUUACUCCUUCUUCUGCCAUGCUGGACGGGUUUCCAUACAUUCAAAAAGACUCCUUUAAACGUCCUCUUGAGGAUACCGACCGU